Messenger RNA from Camellia sinensis, 1566 nucleotides. The record is from RefSeq and is a predicted model, not a curated record. NCBI's taxonomy places the organism in Eukaryota, Viridiplantae, Streptophyta, Magnoliopsida, Ericales, Theaceae.
AUGGGUAACCAAGGUAACCAAGUGGAGGCUGGAGGCUGGAACCCAGUGUUCCGAAAAAGACAGAUGGGUAACCAAGGUAACAGAUCAGUGGAGAAGGGGUUGUACACCAUCUUUGUGGAUGAGCUUCCAGACUCAAUGACUCCUAGGAGCCUGUUCACUCUGUUUAAUAAUUUUGGAGUAGUCAAGGAUGCUUUCAUCCCAGCAAAAAGAAGGAAAGCAACGGGAUCUAGGUUUGGUUUUGUGAGAUACGAUUGCAAUGUUGCUGCUGAAAUGGCGGUGCUGAAGACGGAUGGCCUGUGGUGUGACAACAAGGCAUUGAAAGUGAAAGAGGCAGAGUUCAAAAAAGGUGAGAUCAAGCGACCUGCAAUGGUAACCAGAGGAAACGAUCGGAUGAUGCAGCGUCAACAGAGGGGUCUCGUGCAACAAGGGCUGGAAAGUGUAGGCAGAAGAUCCUUUGCAGAAGUAGUACAGAAUGGAGGUAGUGCUGGAAAGGCAAAACGUACUGUCAAAGCAUAUGAAACUGGAAAUGGGUGGCUUUAUGACAGUAUAAUAGUCAAACUCAAAUCUAUUCUAUCAUUCAAUGAGUUUAAGGAGGAGGUUGCUAGAAGAGGUGCAAAGGAUGUAACAGUUAGAGCUGGGGGAGGAAGGCUAGCUGUGAUAACCUUCAGUUCACAACAACACAAAAAGGAAGCAAGGCAAAAGAUUGAAAAGUGGUUGGUUCACUGGUGCGAUUUUGCUACAGAUUGGGAGAAAGGAAUUUACAUUGCACAAGAAAGAUGUGUGUGGAUAACAUGUGCAGGUGUUCCAUUCAACUUGUGGAAUGUUACUACAUUCAGUGACAUAGGCAAGGUGUGGGGUGAGGUUGUUCAGAUAGGUGAAGAUAUUCUCAGUCAGAGUUCGUUUCAGAGUGGGAAGGUAAGAAUAAUCACCAAUCGACUGGAGUUCAUAAAUGAGGUGAUCAAUGUCGAAUGUAAUGGAAAUAUUUUCCCAGUUAGAGUGUGUGAAGAACUCCCAGCAGCAGUACAACCAUGCCAUUGCAAUAGCUUUUGCUUCGACAAUGUGGGCACUGAAUCUAUGGGUCAAGAGGAAGUAGAUCAGCUGUCAAAAAAUGGUGGAGAGGACAUGGUGGGGAGAGUUUUAGGGGCAAAAGAGAAGAGUAAUGAGUGGCUCUCUGCAUCAGCCGUAAAAGAAACUGGGGGUGCCAUGGGGACUCUGAAUGUCAGCGAGGUAGGUAGGGAGGCUAACCAGGUGCAUGUGGUAAUUCCAAGAAAUGAAAUUCAAAUUGUUGAUGGGCCUAUAUGCAACCCUGAGAAAAUCCCAAGCUCUAGUGGACCUGAGAGUCCAAGGCCCAAGGUAAACUUAGAGGUAAUUUUGAAAGUUCCUCAGGCUGGGGUAUUGGCAGAUGGGCCCAUAACAGAACCCUCAAAUCUAAGUGAUUGUAUAGCCCAAACUCAUUUUAGGCCUCAUGAUCUGCUUCCAGCCGCAGGAAAAGUGAUAGAAAUAGGAACAACAUCAAGGAAGGGGCAGAGUACAAAACCAGAAAUGAGCAGUAGAAAGAAGAAAUGA